Molecule: messenger RNA, 525 nt
Organism: Opisthorchis viverrini
Lineage: Eukaryota; Metazoa; Platyhelminthes; Trematoda; Opisthorchiida; Opisthorchiidae
Exons: 2
Coding region: 1-525 (174 amino acids)
Source: RefSeq, a predicted model, not a curated record
AUGUCAAUUUCAGCUGAGGAUUUCAAAUCAAUCCUUCAACAACAACAAGCGAAAUUUGAACGAUCUCAAUUGCGACUUAUUCAGCCUCUCACUCAAGUCAUCAAUCUCCAAACUUCAGUUUCAUCUCAAAGUGGUAGCUCACUAUCCUUUGCGGAUUCCAUUGCUGCAACUAUAACUGAAUUUCACUAUGAGCCAGCAUCUGGUCUCACCUUUGAUUCAGGCUAUUGGAGCAUAAGUACUGGAUUUCAAAACCGCCUACGAUCAUGCAAAAUCCCUGAAACCAACGCAAAAGAAGUCGUGGUCGUUUUUUGCCGAACAACAACUCCCCUGUGCUAUUUUAUCGAACACGCGUUAUGGUCUCCACGUUCUCAAGCAGCAUCGCAUGAACAGAUGACUGCUGCAAGUAUGGAGCCUUCAUGGUUCCUCUGUGGGUAUGCUCGUCACCCACUUUAUAAAUGCCCCGCUAAAGACGCGACCUACGAAGAAAAUAUUUUCAAAAAGUAUGAAGAUCUACCUCUGUUCUGA